GCCACGGUGAGCCUCAGCCACUUUUUUUACUUGGGGAUCCGCAGCACCGGGUUUGUGUGAACGCUUGUUUGCUAGCGAGAUAAGUCGUGGGGGGCGCCUUAAACCAUGAAACUACAACUUUUUGGACCGUUGUUUGGCUGCUCCUUGCUUGUGUCCAUCAGCGCCUUUUAUUCCUCCAGCGAUGACGUCAUCGAACUCAACCCGUCCAACUUCAACAGAGAGGUGAUCCAGAGUGACAGUUUGUGGCUGGUGGAGUUCUACGCUCCCUGGUGUGGGCACUGUCAAAGUUUGACGCAGGACUGGAAGAAGGCAGCCACGGCCCUCAAGGGUAUUGUCAAGGUUGGCGCAGUGGACGCAGACCAGCACAAGUCUCUGGGAGGCCAGUAUGGCGUCAGAGGCUUCCCCACCAUCAAGGUCUUUGGUGCCAACAAGAACAAGCCAGAGGAUUAUCAAGGGGGACGCAGUAGCCAGGCCAUUGUGGACGGAGCCAUGAAUGCUCUCCGGGCUCUGGUCAAAGAGCGACUCAGCGGCAAGUCUGGCGGCUCUGGGUACAGCAGACAGAGCGAUGGGGGCGGCAGCAAAAAUGACGUGGUGGAGCUCACAGACGGCAACUUUAAGACGAUGGUCCUGGAGAGCGACGACGUGUGGCUGGUUGAGUUCUUCGCCCCCUGGUGUGGACACUGCAAAAACCUGGAGCCCGAGUGGGCCGCUGCUGCUUCAUCUGUCAAGGAGCAGACCAAGGGAAAGGUUCGCCUCGGAGCUGUGGAUGCAACUGUCCAUCAGGAGGUGGCCGGUCGCUAUGGUAUCAAAGGUUUCCCCACCAUUAAGGUAUUCCGAAAAGGCGAGGAGCCCGAGGAUUACCAGGGAGGACGCACCCGUGGCGACAUCAUCGAAAGGGCCAUGGACCUGUUCUCUGAUAAUGCCCCAGCUCCUGAACUAGUAGAGAUAAUCAACGAAGACGCAGUAAAGAAGACGUGUGAGGACAGUCAGCUGUGCAUCAUCGCCGUCCUGCCGCAUAUUCUGGACACAGGUGCUGCUGGUAGAAACGGCUACUUGGACGUGAUGAUGAAGAUGGCCGACAAGUACAAGAAGAAGAUGUGGGGCUGGCUGUGGACCGAGGCUGGCGCUCAGAUGGAGCUGGAGGCCGCUCUGGGUAUUGGUGGCUUCGGCUACCCCGCAAUGGCCGCCAUCAACACACGCAAGAUGAAAUUCGCUCUCCUUAGAGGCUCUUUUAGCGACACCGGUAUUCACGAGUUCCUUAGAGAGCUUUCUGUCGGCCGAGGCUCCACCGCCACGUUGGGAGGCGGAGUCAUGCCUAAAGUUCACACCGUUGAAGCCUGGGAUGGCAAAGAUGGACAGCUUCCCGAGGAGGAGGACUACGACCUUAGUGACGUUGAACUGGAUGACAUCUCUGAGAAAAUAGAGUUAUGAGUCCUUCAAUAAAAAAACGGGGCAAGAAUCCGACCCGGACUGUUAAGCCUGGAUCUGGUUCGGGUCCUAGGCGACCUUCACCUUCCUUCUCCCGUGGAUGAAAGGAAGGCCCGGUCGGUCGCAGUUACUGAAAUACUCCAGAGAAGAUGCCUCAAAGUCACACACAGAGUGUCUGAUCCCUCAGUUAACUGCUGAAACAAUUGAGCAUAUUUAAGCUCCGAUUGUGAUUUUUUUUUUUUAAUUGUUCAUCCGUGUCUAUUUUAAAAUGUGGACUCAAACUUGUCAAUGUCAAGCCAUCUAUUUUUUUUUUUUGUGGGUUCAGGAUAAAGCAGUUGGGGAUGUGUGUAGAUUUCUUACACAAACUUUAUUUCAAUUGUGUGAAAACAUGUUUGUUACAAUAAUAAAACAAUAAACAACCA
This is a messenger RNA of Entelurus aequoreus (snake pipefish), 1850 nucleotides long. RefSeq names its product protein disulfide isomerase family A, member 6 (gene pdia6). Gene Ontology annotation, biological process: response to endoplasmic reticulum stress. The coding region runs from base 106 to 1431 and encodes 441 amino acids. NCBI's taxonomy places the organism in Eukaryota, Metazoa, Chordata, Actinopteri, Syngnathiformes, Syngnathidae. The record is from RefSeq and is a predicted model, not a curated record. Gene Ontology annotation, cellular component: endoplasmic reticulum lumen. Gene Ontology annotation, molecular function: protein-disulfide reductase activity; protein disulfide isomerase activity. The transcript is spliced from 13 exons.